This is a messenger RNA of Aspergillus ibericus CBS 121593, 830 nucleotides long. RefSeq lists its product as uncharacterized. Bases 97 to 633 code for a protein of 178 amino acids. Lineage: Eukaryota; Fungi; Ascomycota; Eurotiomycetes; Eurotiales; Aspergillaceae. The transcript has a single exon. The record is from RefSeq and is a predicted model, not a curated record.
CAGUGUUCACAGCAGGAAAAGCCGAAGAAGGAUAACACUAUUGUCUAUGACAAUCAUGUCUCCCUGCUGCUCAUUAUUAUCGCGACAGGGUGUAACAUGCUUAGCAUACCCACGAACAGGCUUCAAGGCAUCCAUGAUCCAGGCCGACUUGCUGGCAUUCGAUGCCUCUGGACAGGGAGCCUUUGCAGCCAAGAUGCCGGAGCGCCACCACUCCAUCCAGAGGCUGAUGCUCAUAGGCUUGCCAAGACUUUACGGCUUGGACAUCGAUGUCUUGACAGUCGGGACGGCCUAGGGAUCGCCUCGGUUGGAAGGAUCGAUUCUCCUGAGUACCCAGAUGAUCUAUCGAUACUCCGUAUGCUAAAAUUUCUACCCAGCGCGAACCAUGAGGAGGAUAGCGGGCGGCGUUGCGUCGUGCGAUAUACGCCAAUCAGAAUGACAGCGAUCAUGGAAAAGGGUACUACUAGUACUAUGGAGGAACUGCCAUUGGGAACUUGUCCAUGCAGAUGGUUGCAGCCCCAGAGAUUCCCCUCGUGUCUCUCGUUCUACUCCAGGGUCAGCAUCUGCCAGCACAGACAGCUGAAACCCUUGUCUGGUUGGGAUAUAAAUCCACUGUCCUUUAUCUGCCGUGCAUAAUCUCCGGUGACCGUACAUGUUCCAUGCCCUCUAUUUUCCCCGUCCUUCUCAUAUUCUAAUACUAUCCAUGGCGUUGGGUUUCAGCCACUAGCUGGUCAUGUCUAUGUAUAUCUGUGUCCAUUAGAGCACGCGGUUCAAUCACCCUCAUCUGUGUGUCCCUUCACAUUUUGUUUUACUCUGGCCUUUGUUUUUGAGUU